AUGACACCACGACGUAGACACGAUAGCAGGUCCAAAGCUCGAAGAUACAGAAAUCUUAAACAACCUCGAAGUCUGUCUGUUGGUACAUGUUCCGCGACACGGUGCUCGUCAGUUUGCUUCACCUGAAAACUAUCGAAAGCGACAUUCUAAAGCUGGUAAUGUCGUUUCAUUAUUUUACGUGUUACUGAACACGCGUCUGGGCGUUCUCGUUGUCUCGAAACGUCGCAUUACCAAGAAAUGUCGGUCUACGUCUGGUGCUGUUCUUGCGGAUGAUCUUCUUUAUUUCUUCUCCCCUUAUUUGAGCGUCGCUUGUAACAGCACGUUCACCAGUUCUCUGGCUCGAGAGCAUUCGCUACAGAAUCUCAAGCAAGUACGUGACUCUGGUCACAACCACUCCGGUCGUGUAGACCGGACAUUGUACGCUUUUAUUUCAACAACUCCGACCCUCGGUUCAUCAGGGAUUUGUAUGAGAGGUAAUCUUACUCUUGCUACCGUAUAUUCUCGAUUCCCUCUUUCUUCUUACUGUACCUCGUUUCAGUCAAUUUUCGUGGAAGCUUGUUCGCGGUUCGAGGGACGUUCCAACUGGGUUCCACUUCUGUUGCAUGCUCAUUCUAUAGCCAAGAGUGAAAAUCGAAGCGAUGGACACUAUUCAUACACGGUUCCUCGAGCUAUCUUAUCGUCGCGUACAACAAAGUCCUCGAACCUGAAGAAGCACUCGAUAAUAUGUAUAUUCAGGAAGAGGAAUGGUCUCGCCGAUCUGCAACGUUUCACCGUGGAUAGAAUGAAAUGGGGCAAGCUUCCGGAUGUACACGUUGUCGAAACGAGUUUUCAGAUUGCCGAUUUUCUUCGACGAUUCAUUACGAAGUAUCGGGAAACAGAGGUGGCAAAGAACCUACAUAAUGCAAUAACGAUCGACGAAGAUAAGAUAGAUCGCCAUUCGGAUGAAAUUUUGAUUCUGAAACAAUCUUCGUCCUGUCUUCGAAAUAUUUUUCAUGUGUUUUCAUGUUGGUUGUACGAUGGUCUUCGUCGAAUUGCUGGUGUCUCGUAUUUUGAGAAAUUCGUCAUA
This is a messenger RNA of Heterotrigona itama, 1066 nucleotides long. The record is from the annotation of a GenBank genome assembly. Lineage: Eukaryota; Metazoa; Arthropoda; Insecta; Hymenoptera; Apidae.